AUGACAGGACAAACAAUGAAAUUGAAUAGCUAUUCAUCCAAUGAUGGUGAUGAUGAAGGGAGUAGAGGUCCUCCUCGUCAGGAUGAUUCCUCUCAACCAACCAACAAAUCCAUGACGCCGCAGCAACAGCAACAACAAUUUACCUCUCGAUAUUCUUUUUGGUUUUUUUCAAUCAUCAUCAUGAUCGUAUCGGCAUACAUUUAUCACUUUGAUGGCAUUCCAAUUGUUCAAACGAUUGCUGAAGACUAUUUUUCCAAGUGGUUCAUAACCACCACAUGGAAACACCACUCUCAUGCCACACCAAAUCUCCGAAAAAAUUAUUGGCAACAACAACAUAAAAGAGGUCCAACAAACAUUCAAAGAGAGCAAUCCAUUCAUCAUGAAACUAUCGUCAACUUGACUCCAAGUCACUCCUCUCACACAAAUUCUCAUCAAGAUGUCAAAUUUUAUCACUACAAUUGUACCAGUGACCAUUCGGUUCAGAGUCUUCCUGGAUAUGGUCCAGUCAAUAAGGAUGAUCCAUCAUUAUACUCUUAUGCAGGUCACAUUUCUAUUCAUCGAGAAGAUACCAAUAAGGAUCGAAAAGGAGCAUUGUUUUAUUGGUUUUUUGGAAGGAAGAGUGAAGAAAGACCAAUUUUACUUUGGUUACAAGGUGGACCUUCAGCAUCUUCCAUGAUUGGUGCUUUUGAAGAAUAUAUUUCACCAUUUUACAUUCAAAACUUGACUGAAAAUCAUGGAACAUUAACUCUUCACUACAACAAUCAAUCAUGGAUUUCUUAUUGUGACUUGUUAUUUGUUGACCAACCUGUUGGAACUGGAUUUGGAUAUGCAGAAAGUGAGAAGGAUUAUGCCACGACACGUCAUCAAGUAUCCAAUGAUCUCUAUAGUGUCUUGUUAAAUUUCUUUGACAAGUAUCCACAAUUUAGAGAACGACCUUUAAUAUUUUCAGGAGAGAGCUAUGCAGGAAAAUAUCUUCCUUCAUUGGGAGAACGAGUUUAUUUGAUUCAGAGUCAUCAUCGAAUUGCUGAUACUCCUUCUCAACAGUUACCAUAUCCUCAAAUUCAACAUUAUAAUAUUCACAAGAGACUUUUAGGAAUCAUUAUUGGUGAUGGAUUUACUGCACCCAUUGUACAGAGAGUGUUAAAAGCAGAUCAAGCAUAUUGGAGUGGAUUAUUAGGAUAUCAACAACGACAACAAUUGAAAACUCUUCAAAGAGAAUGUAUUAGACAUAUUCAAACUGGAAAUACUGUAGAGAGUGGAUCAGCAUGUGAAGAUGUGAAAUCCUAUCUCUUAAUUGCGAGUGGUGUCAUUAAUAUUUAUGAUAUCAGAACUUUUGCUCCAUCCACAGAUAAAAUUCGUUUAGAAGCGUAUUUGAAUCAAUUAGAAGUGAAAAAAGCAAUUCAUAUUUUAGAUCGUGAUGAAAUAUGGGCAAACAAACCACAAGAUAUUCAUUUUGUACCAUCAAAAUUGAAUCCAGUCUAUGACAAACUUCGUGCAGAUAUAUUUGUGGAUUUGAGAGAUUUAAUUCCACUCCUCACUGAAAAAACAAAAGUUUUAUUGUAUGGCGGAAAUUUUGAUUUACAAGAUGGACCUCAACCCAUUGAGAGAUUUUUAUUGACCAUGAGUGAAUAUUAUCCUAUCAUGCACAAAUGGAAAGAAGCUCCAAGAAAUUUAUUGUUUGUGAACAACAAGGUAGCAGGAUAUGAAAAAUCAUUUGGUAAUUUUUCAUUUGUGACUAUAUUUGGAAAUGGUCAUUUUGUUCAUAAUCAAAGAGAAUCCAUGAGAGAAUUAUUGAGAAGAUUCAUUGAACAAACAAAAUCGACGCAUCUCUCGUUUUGUUCCAAGGAUGAGUCCAUUCCUGUUCGAUUUAAAACAUUAACACCCUCAACGUUUCUCAAAUAUCUCUAUGACAACAAAACCAACGAUCACAGAAUUCCAUGUCAGAGUCAACAAUUAAUUUGUGAAACUAUUUUGAAAAAUUGUAAUGGACAUGGAGUAUGUAAUCACGGAUAUUGCACUUGCAAUACGGGAUAUAUCGGAGAGACAUGUGAAAAUACUGUGAAAACUAUUCCAGUUGGAUAUGAAACAGAUCCGAAUGAUCCAAUUGUUUUGAAACAGCAAGAAAUUUAUUAUGGAGGAAUUCAUUUACAAAAUUUGAUGGCCAUUACCACCAUUCAAGUCGAUUGGAGGCCAAAAUUGAUGAAUCGUGAAGGUCGACCAUUGAAUCCAUUUGAUUACAAAUACGAUACAGUUUCCAAACCAACCUCAAAGCUUUGUCUUUUUACCAAACGUGGUAGCAUUCCAACCAUUGAUAACUAUGAUAAGGUACAUUGCAAAGAAAGUCAUUUUGAUGGUCCUCUUCUUGUGGUAUCGAAUAGUACAGCUUCAGAAGAAAAGAAGGGAAAACUUUAUUUUGGAUUAUUUAAUACCAUGCAUUACGAGGUGGAGUGUGAAUUGAGAGUGUUGACAUGGAAUCAAGAGUAUUCCAUAUUUCUGUUAGAUGAAACUGCUGCCAACUUGAGUAAGGAAAGAGAUUUUAUGAUUGGUCUGUCUGCUCUUUUGAUUUUAAUCCUUCUAGCCUUGGUUUUUCAAUGA
This is a messenger RNA of Naegleria lovaniensis, 2595 nucleotides long. RefSeq lists its product as uncharacterized. Bases 1 to 2595 code for a protein of 864 amino acids. Gene Ontology annotation, molecular function: serine-type carboxypeptidase activity. Lineage: Eukaryota; Heterolobosea; Eutetramitea; Acrasida; Naegleriidae. The transcript has a single exon. Gene Ontology annotation, biological process: proteolysis. The record is from RefSeq and is a predicted model, not a curated record.